AUGGAAAAUGUAACAGUAGUGAACAAAUUUAACAAUGAAGUUACUAAUUAUUAUAAAAAUAAAACGAACGCAGUUAAACAACCAUGGACAAUAGCUACAAUAUCCGAUGCUGUUUCUGAAAUAGCAGCUUCUAAAAUACCAGGAACCAAAAAAAAUAGUAAGCAAUAUAGAUUGAUUAAAAAAUAUGAUAUUAUGGAAGUAGGUGAUUCAAAAUAUUUGGUAAAAAAAAGAAAAAAUCAUGAUGAGCCAAUUGUUCAAUUAGUAGCACGUGAGAAUUUUUUUGAAAUUUUAAAUACGAUUCACAAAAAUGUUGGACACGGAGGUCGUGAUAAAAUGAUGUAUGCUCUAAAAGAUAAAUAUUAUAUUCCAAAACCUAUUGUUUUGAUAUUUUGUAAGUUGUGCAAUGUUUGUAAUUUAAAAAAAUCUCAGCAGCACAAAAACAUUGUUGUAAAACCUAUAUUAUCCAAAGAUUUUAAUGUUCGUGGGCAAGUUGAUUUGAUUGAUUUUCAAUCGACACCAAGUGGUAGUUUUAAAUGGCUUUUAAACUACCAAGACCACGCUACAAAAUAUUGUCAUUUACGUCCAUUACAAUCAAAAAGAGCUUCAGAAGUAGCAUUAGAGCUUCUUAAGAUAUUUUUACAAUUUGGAGCUCCUUAUAUAUUACAGAGCGAUAAUGGUCGAGAAUUUACCGCAACUGUAGUAGAGGAAAUGACAAACCUGUGGCCUGAGUGUAAAAUUAUUCAUGGAAGGCCUCGAUACCCGCAAUCUCAAGGGAGUGUAGAGCGCUGUAAUCAAGACGUAGAAAACAUGUUGAGGGCAUGGAUGAUAGACAAUCAAAGCACUGAUUGGGGAAUGGGGUGUUAUUUUGUACAAUGGCAAAAAAAUUGCUCAAAACAUCGAAUAAUUAACAGAAGCCCUUAUAAAGCAUUAUUUGGAAGUGAACCAAAAAUAGGAUUUUCUAGCAAAAAUUUACCCAAUGAUAUCUUACAGUCGAUUACAACAGAAGAAGAUUUAAAUGAGUUAAUUAAUACUGAAGUAAGUGAUGAAGUAGAUAGUGACGAAGAAGCAGAAGAUAGUGAAAAAGAUAACGAACAAAUUAAUGAAAAGGAUAAUAAUAUAUACGACUGUAAAAAUUGCAAUUCUAAAGUGUCUAUCAUAAACAAAGAAUCUUUGUGCGACACAUGUGUAAAAGAAAAAAAAAUUCAGAAAGAAAGAGUAGAAGCUUUUGAAGGACAAAAAAAAGCUGCAAAAAAAAUGAUACAAACUAGUGAUAAGAAAUUAGUUGUAAUUGAAGUUGGAAAUUACGUUUUAGUUAAUAUUCCAAAGGUAGAUCGUGGACCAUUAGACACACAAAAUAUAAUUGGCCUAACUGCUGUUAGUCUGUAUGCAAUGAGCCUUAAAAACAGCAGGCUGUUUGGAAAAAUAAUAAGUGAUUCGCAAACGGGCUACCCCAUUACAAAGAGCCUUGUCUUUUUGCAAAAAAUCUAA
Messenger RNA from Aphis gossypii (cotton aphid), 1488 nucleotides. RefSeq names its product KRAB-A domain-containing protein 2-like. NCBI's taxonomy places the organism in Eukaryota, Metazoa, Arthropoda, Insecta, Hemiptera, Aphididae. Gene Ontology annotation, molecular function: nucleic acid binding. The record is from RefSeq and is a predicted model, not a curated record. The transcript is spliced from 2 exons. Gene Ontology annotation, biological process: DNA integration. Bases 1 to 1488 code for a protein of 495 amino acids.